This is a messenger RNA of Teleopsis dalmanni, 1127 nucleotides long. RefSeq lists its product as uncharacterized. The transcript has 3 exons. NCBI's taxonomy places the organism in Eukaryota, Metazoa, Arthropoda, Insecta, Diptera, Diopsidae. The record is from RefSeq and is a predicted model, not a curated record. The coding region runs from base 195 to 1067 and encodes 290 amino acids.
AAAAAAUAAAUAAUUCUAUAUGUUAGCCUAAUAAAAAGUUGCAGUGAAUUUUGAUAUAUAAAUUUUGCGGCGAAUUCGUAUUUUGGAAAUAACUUUGAGUUGGUAGCUCUUGUAGUGGCACUGUUUCAGUGGCAAUAUAAAAUUGACGUGAAGGAAUUUUUGUUUACUCGGUUGAUUGUUUAGUUUAUUUAGACAUGGAAGCUAAGAAACGUAAAAGGGAUAGACCCAUUAAAAAGUGGUCGGAGGAGGAAAAUAUGGCAAUAUUAGAUUAUAUCUAUGAAAACGGAAACUUUGAGAAACCAACCGCGAAGCUGUAUUAUUUAAAGCUUUUAAAUGACAUAAAAAUUGAUUCGACAUGGGAUCUAGUGAAAUAUAAAAUGCGGUAUUAUAGAAGGUUGUAUGAAAAAGCAAAUCAAUGGAUGAAGUCAGGUAAAGCAGAUCCAACUGGAGACAAUAGCGAGAUCAAAGCUAUAGUUCAUAAAAUAUGUCCUCAUUAUAAGUUACUCUCGGAAAUAUUCGAAAAGAAAUCCCAAAAUGAUUCAGUUGUAAUGAGUAAUUCAGAGUUAGAGUAUGAAGACCCUUUAGAGUCGGAAAUUGAAGUAACGAUAAAGGAUGAAUAUGCAGAAAUCAGUACACCUUUAUCCUCACCGCAUCUAGAUCAAGAACAAGCCCAAUAUGAUUCCAUCGUCUCUCCCGAUGGUACGCCAGUACCAACAAAUUGGUCAGCUGAACUGCCCGGUACGUCCGGUGAAGUAAAUGCACACAAUAGCUCAGCAGAUCUUGCGAUGCGAAAGGAACCAAAGUCAGCGCUCAAUAAACUUGCAGCUUUGGAAGCAGAAAGAAUAAGUAUAACUUCAAAAAAACUGGAACAGGAGAACAAGCACUUUGAGCAAAAUUUGGAAUUACAAAAAGAAAAAUUUAAGUUCGAAAAAGAAAUUCAAAGAGAGCAUUUGCGUUUAGAAGAGCAAAAAAUUAAACAUGAGUUUGAAUUAAAAAAACUAGAAUUAGAACAAAAGGAAAGACUAGCAAUGAAGGAACUCGAUUUAAAAUACAAAUAUCUCAAGUGAAAAGAAAGAUGCCUUUAUUUAUUUAUAAUUAUAGAAAUGUUAUUAAAUUAUACAAAAAAA